Molecule: messenger RNA, 255 nt
Organism: Protopolystoma xenopodis
Lineage: Eukaryota; Metazoa; Platyhelminthes; Monogenea; Polystomatidea; Polystomatidae
Source: the annotation of a GenBank genome assembly
CUGGAGUUCUUUGAAACCUCUGCCAAAGAGAAUAUCAAUGUAAAGUCCGUCUUUGAACGUCUUGUCGACAUCAUUUGUGACAAGAUGUCGGAGAACAUGGACAACGAGACGGCAAUGGCAAGCGGAACAACGAAAGGUGGACCUGAGUUUUGGCCAAUCCUGGGUGUUAUCGGUACCUCCAGCGUGGGCUUUAAUGGGGUCAUUGGUGUUAGUCAGCCAAUCCUUACCAUUCAACUAUACUCGGACUUUCAUUGA